Molecule: messenger RNA, 1258 nt
Organism: Dendrobium catenatum
Lineage: Eukaryota; Viridiplantae; Streptophyta; Magnoliopsida; Asparagales; Orchidaceae
Exons: 7
Coding region: 280-1092 (270 amino acids)
Source: RefSeq, a predicted model, not a curated record
UUCUUUUCGUCGUUGCUGUUCGGCUUCGUUGCUUCGCAGGAGGUGUAGGUCACUUCUUCGGCUCCUUCGUCGUUGUUCGACUACGCUCCUUCACGACUUUUCCUUCCUGUCGGAUCGGAAGUUACGACAUUUUGAUCGGAAGCAACAGCGGGAGCUCGCUGGCUGGGAAGGUUAUCUGAUGUGAAGAGUGAAUAGUUGCUGACAAAAAAAUAGUGCUCUGAAAAUUCUGGAAUUGUGCAAAGAAAAAGGCCUGAAAGUUGAUUUAGCUGUUUGGUAAAGAUGGAUACACCCCUCGCAGCUGCUGUUCAUAAAGAAAAUGUACACAUUGGUGGAGGAAAAGCUACUGUCACAAUGAAACAUGAUAAACUAAAGACUGCUAAGACUGCUGGCAAAGAGCGCAAAGCUUUGGCGGACCUUAGAAGUACUUAUGGACCUGUAGCUGCUGCAUCAAAGGAUGUUGAUUUGAAGCAGAAAUCUGCAAUGAAGGGCAACGAAAUAAAAAAGAAUCCAAUGAGACAGGGAAUGCAGCACGCAGCAGCAGCAGAUGUUUUUACAACUAAGAAACAGUUAGGUACUAGGCUAUCAAAGGGUGCCAAUCUGAAUAGCAAUUCGGUGUUGUUAGACAACUUUGGAAAGGGGAAUACACCCUCUGGCCAUAUAUUGACUGAUGAAGAAAUAAAACAGUGUUGUGAAUGGGCUAAGGAUGGAAUAGAGGAAAUGGGGGGCUAUUCUUGGUCUGCAAAGGAUGAGGCAAAUCUUCUUAUGAAUCAAACUCUAUCAGAGAUUAUGGCAUCAGCUAUUGGUAUAUCAAUCUCGGAGUUGGAAAAACCAAUAUUGAGUGAUGAAGAAGGCUAUGAGACAGAUGGGUCAGAUUUGAACAGUUCCAUAUCAGUUACAGGACGCCUUUCAUCACUUUAUACUCCAGAAGAAUUAGAUGACCCUCUUGGUGUAGCUGGAAUAGUGCUGGAUGAUGACUACCCAUUACCAGAAUUAAAGCUGAAUGAUGACUACGGAGAAUUUAGGAUUGAUAACGUUGCAAUAAUUGAUGGAAUUCAGUCUUUUGGUACUAUCGGUGCUGACAAUAUGAUGUAAUUCAUGUAAGGAGGGGUUACUUCCUGCUUAUUUACUGGUAAUUGCUAACAUUCCUCUUUGAACAAACCUCAGAGGUUAAUUCUCAUCUGCUAAACCUCUUAUUUCUAUAGUUUUGUAUAAGAACUCUUUGUUCAGACCUUUCUAGUGAAGCAUGACUGUUUAUAUA